Messenger RNA from Pyricularia pennisetigena, 2436 nucleotides. RefSeq lists its product as uncharacterized. Bases 1 to 2436 code for a protein of 811 amino acids. Gene Ontology annotation, biological process: DNA-templated transcription. Gene Ontology annotation, molecular function: zinc ion binding; DNA-binding transcription factor activity, RNA polymerase II-specific; DNA binding. The record is from RefSeq and is a predicted model, not a curated record. The transcript is spliced from 2 exons. Lineage: Eukaryota; Fungi; Ascomycota; Sordariomycetes; Magnaporthales; Pyriculariaceae. Gene Ontology annotation, cellular component: nucleus.
AUGUCUACACCUAUCACCGUGGCCAGGACGGCCCCCAUACCAAUUGCGCCAAAGCCCUCGCGUAAAACGCCGAGUCGGCAGAGCACCAUGUCGGACGCCUACUCCCAUAAUAUGAGCGGUCUCAACUCGCCUGGGUCAGACUCGGCGUCGAUGAACGGGGGACAGCCGUCCAUGCCCUGUGAUGCCUGUCUGCGCCGUCGAAUAAAGUGCAUCCUCAGCGAGGAUGAUGACCAGGAUGGUACAGGUAACAGCUGCAUAUCAUGCCAGGCAAACCGCAUGGACUGCUCCUUGGCUGAAAGUCCGGCGCUGCGGAAGCGCAAGCUGAAUGGCGAACAGGAGGUUAGCCACAGCAAAAGAAGCUCCCCCGGCUGGUCUGACAGCAGGAAGCAACGCCAGAACCAACCUGGACAUGCCAGUUUCUCGAGCACCGUGGCGAGUAGUUCUUUCAUCGAGGAUAUGGCGAACUUUGGAGGGCCAACUCUCCUCAAACGGUCCUUGGGCCUGCAAAAAGACCGUUAUAGCCAGUACAUAGGACCGACGACCGACUUUGAGCCGUCGCUCAUUAACCUCUCUCCCUUCGACCCUCAUGAUGAAAGUCUGUUGGCACGGGGCACUUUGCGGAAAGUCGGCGAGCAGGACACCUUUUUGCUGCUGCCGGAUCAUAUCACACCCGGCUAUGAGCACCAGCCCAGCGACUCGGAAGAAAUCGAAAAAAUCGUUGCGCCGCACGGCCGGCAGCUGCUCGACCUAUACUUCCGCGUCAUUCACCCUGGCUUUCCUGUCCUGCAAAAAUCAGUAAUCUAUGACAAGUACGAGAGGGACUAUCGCGACAUCUCGCCUCCAUUACUUGCCGCCAUAUACCUCUUGUCUAUCAACUGGUGGGACCACGAUGAGAAGCUCGCCUCAUUACCGAAACCAAACGUCACCGAUCUCGAGCGGUUGGUGCGCGACACGCUUGCCGAUUCCAUGUUUCGUCCAAAGCUCUCGACGGUGCAGGCAGGAUUACUCCUCUCACAGCGGCCCGAGGGAGACCAAUGGGCACCUACAGCACAACUCGUGGCCAUAGGGCAGGAGCUUGGUCUCCAUCUCGAUGCCAGUGCCUGGAAAAUACCCCUGUGGGAAAAGGGGCUGCGAAAAAGACUUGCCUGGGCCUUGUACAUGCAGGACAAAUGGGGCUCGCUGGUCCACGGCCGCCCUUCGCAUAUAUUUGCGUCCAAUUGGGCGGUGCAGCAGCUUGCGCCAGGCGAUUUUCCCGACGACGAGUGGGCAGACGACAACGUUGAGGAUCGGGAGGAUAUCGAGAGAGGCCGGAUUCUGUUUGCGCAGAUGGUGCAGCUCACACAGAUACUUGCCGAGACUUUGGAUACGUUCUACACCUUGCAGGCGAUGCAGACGAUAUCUAACGCAGGAGCACAGGGAACGCUAUUAGUGCUCUCGUUGGCCAAGCCCAUUCAAAUAAGGCUGAGGGAAUGGUAUAGUUCACUGCCCGGCCCAAUUCGCAUGGACUCGAGCAGCGCCUCCCCGUCGCAGUGUUUCUCUACAUCCAACAGGAACGGGAGACUCACCAGCAUUGGCUAUUUACACCUGGCGUACUUUGCCACCGAGAUAACGCUGCACCGACGUAUCAUCCGCUCCCUUGCCGUCACCGAGGAGCUGGCGGCAGGUGCGGGUACUGGAAACGGCACUCCUUCAUCUGUGGCCGCAACACCAGCACCCGCACCCGCGUCCGCGUCCGCGUCCGCACCGACACCUACGCCAAGCUUUGGACCAGCAAGCCCCGAGACGAUAUUGGACGUCUGCAGGAGUGCAGCCAAGGCGCGACUGAUUUCGGCCAUGGACUUUGUCAACCGCCUGACGCCAGCGCACCUUCGUGCGUUUUGGUACUUUGCAUCAAAGACCAAUUUCGCUCUCAUAGGCACAUUCGGUUCCCUACUGUGGGCGACCUCACCAGGCCGUCAGGAGGCAGACUGGUACCGCAGGCGGCUGGCCGAGUACCGGUGGACUCUCUCAGUAAGCUCCAAGCCGGGCGAGGGCAGGGGACUGACCGAAUUCGCCAUGGGGAUGCUCGACAUCAGCACCGGGCUGCUGAACAAGUUGCCCGAGAAGCCUUUGGUGAGCCGAAGCGGCUCUGCCGUGGACUUCGAGGGCAUGAGACGGCAGCUGGCCAUGGGAACGGGAGUGAGCGCCCGGGGCCCUCCCGGGUCUGCCGGUGUGGCUGGCAGCCUGCCGGCGGGUCGCGGUCUCGGUGGUCUUGGCGGCGGCCAGUCCUUUAGCUUCAGCAACCUGCAAAGCGCUUAUGGAAGCGGGGUGCUAAGUCCGAGAAGCCAUAGCGGGGACGGAGGGAUCGGCGAAGAUCUUGAUGGCGACGAGGAGGGAGAUAGCAGUGACGAUGCGACCGGAGAUGAGUUUAUGUACGGGGGCAUACCACCACCGUAG